UGCCCCGGAUCGGCCCCGGAGCUGUGGUCCCCGCCCGGCUGCGCCAGAGCCCGCGCGAUGGAGUCCCGGCCGCGGCGGCGGCGCAGGAGCCGCCCCCUGGUCGCCGCCUUCCUGCGAGACCCGGGCUCGGGCCGCGUGUACAGGCGCGGGAAGCUGAUCGGCAAGGGUGCCUUCAGCCGCUGCUACAAGCUGACGGACAUGUCCACCAGCGCUGUGUUUGCCCUCAAGGUGGUGCCGCUUGGCGGGGCCGGGGCCGGAUGGCUUCGCACACAGGGAAAGGUGGAGCGUGAGAUUGCCCUGCACAGCCGCCUGCAACAUCGCAACAUCGUGGCCUUCCACGGACACUUUGCUGACUGCGACCACGUGUACAUGGUGCUGGAGUACUGCAGCCGCCAGUCUUUGGCCCAUGUGCUGAGGGCGCGGCAGACCCUGACGGAGCCGGAGGUGCGCUACUACCUGCGGGGCCUGGUCAGUGGCCUGCACUACCUGCACCAGCGGCACAUCGUGCACCGAGACCUGAAGCUCAGUAACUUCUUCCUUAACAAGAACAUGGAGGUGAAGAUUGGAGACCUGGGGCUGGCGGCCAAGGUGGGGCCAGGGGGCCGCUGCCACGGAGUGCUCUGUGGGACCCCUAACUUCCUGGCCCCCGAGGUUGUCUCCAGAAACGGGCACUCCUGCCAGUCAGACAUCUGGGCUCUGGGCUGCAUCAUGUACACGGUGCUGACCGGCGCCCCGCCCUUCAUGGCGUCACCCCUGUCGGAGAUGUACCAAAACAUCCGUGAGGGUCACUACCCCGAACCCGCUCAUCUGUCCUCCAAUGCACGCCGCCUCAUCACACGCCUCCUGGCACCCGACCCGGCCGAGCGGCCCAGCCUGGAUCUCCUGCUACAGGACGACUUCUUCACGCAGGGUUUCACUCCAGACCGGCUGCCGGCCCACUCCUGCCACAGCCCCCCCAUAUUUGCCGUACCCCCGCCUCUGGGCAGGAUCUUCCGGAAGGUGCGCCAGCUGCUGCUCACCCAGUGCCGGCCACCCUGCCCCUUCACACCUAAAGAGGCCUCAGGUCCAGGAAAAGAUGGGCCAGAUCCUGACCCCAUGAAGUGGGGCGGUGAGAGCUCCCUGUCUGCGAAAGCGGUUCCCUGCCUGGAAGCUCCUGUCCACCUGGUCGCACAUGGGACCCUGCAGAGUGACCUGGCCGGGCCCGAGGGGAGCUGGCGGCCGGAGGUGGAGGCAGCCCUCAGACACCUGCAGCUGUGCCUGGACAUGGGUCUCCCGGGUAGGAGCCAGCCCAACCCCCAGGAUCACCCUUUCUCUUAG
Piliocolobus tephrosceles (Ugandan red Colobus) is the source of this 1317-nucleotide messenger RNA. It is a transcript of the gene PLK5, whose product is annotated as polo like kinase 5 (inactive). Gene Ontology annotation, biological process: protein phosphorylation; DNA damage response; mitotic spindle organization. The transcript has 11 exons. Gene Ontology annotation, molecular function: ATP binding; protein kinase activity. Gene Ontology annotation, cellular component: spindle pole; nucleus; cytoplasm. The record is from RefSeq and is a predicted model, not a curated record. NCBI's taxonomy places the organism in Eukaryota, Metazoa, Chordata, Mammalia, Primates, Cercopithecidae. The coding region runs from base 58 to 1317 and encodes 419 amino acids.